Eutrema salsugineum is the source of this 738-nucleotide messenger RNA. Its product is annotated as major latex allergen Hev b 5. NCBI's taxonomy places the organism in Eukaryota, Viridiplantae, Streptophyta, Magnoliopsida, Brassicales, Brassicaceae. The record is from RefSeq and is a predicted model, not a curated record. The transcript has 2 exons. The coding region runs from base 116 to 577 and encodes 153 amino acids.
GUUCAAUCCUCGGGUCGCCAAUAAUAAAUCGCAGAGACAAAUAAAAACUUGUGUAAAGUUUUCACACUCCACAGCCUAAACCCAACCAAAUUCGCAAGAAAAUAAAAAAUAAAUAAUGGGUGGCUGUGCGAGUAGACCCAAGGAAUCAGACAUGAACAACGAAGAAGGCUCUGUUCCUAACAAGCCUGUGUCAGAAACCGUAGUAGCCAAGGAGAACAACACAGAAGAAAGCGGAGAGAAACAGAACCAGACAGAGACUGAGACCACUGAAACAACUUCUGUCGAAGCUAAGGAGACAUCUCAGGUCGAGCCGACCAAAGAAACAGCUCCUGCUGCUGAGACAGAGGCUGCAGCACCUGUGGAAGAGUCAUCUUCUGCUGGUGAGGCUGCACCAGCACCUGAGAAAGUGGAGAACGUAGCGGCUGCAACAGAAAACGCUGAGACAGCGGUUGAUGCGGCUGCGGUUGCUGCACCGGAAAAGGUGGAGGUUGCGGUGGAAGAGGCUAAACCGGCUGAGGCUGAACCAGUAAAGGAGGAGAGUAAAAAGGAAGAGAAAGAAGCUGUUGUCACUGUUUGAUUGAUUUAAAUCUGUGAAAAUAUUUUGAAUGUUGUUGUAAUACCACCUUGAUUUGAUUUGCUACUAACUGGUUUUAAUUGGCUUUGUUUGUUCUUUGUAUUUUCAUAAUGAUUAUUCUUUGAUUCAAUUAAACAUAAAUCAGUUUUGCUACAUGCAACUUU